CAUAUUUACAUAUAAUAAACUAUAAAUAAAUAGCAAUGUGAAGUGUUUUAACAAUACAAAAUUUUGUUUAAAUUUUAAAUAAGUUUGCGCUUAAAUCGCUUGAGUUCACAACUAAAUAUUUUAUACUUACAGGCUUCCAGUUUUUUAUCUUAGCUGUUUUAUGUGUUUUAUUCGUUAUUGUGCUUAGUUAGAUUCGCCUAGGCGAUUACAAAUUACAUAUACAUAAAUAUAAAUAUUAAUAAAAAAAAGUGCCGGUGUAAGGUGAAAAAAAAAUCCAAUAACAAAAAACGCACUUUAAAGAACACCUCCAGCUGCUACACGCUUAAGUGGGAAUUUUGUAAACAAAAAGUGUUUAAUAUACCUAACUGAAAAGGUGCGGCUCGCUCUUCUGUAAUCGCGAAGCAAAGACUUUAAGCAGCGUGUAAUCAACUCUGUGCAUUGCAGAUUUUAAAUUUUAACUCCAGUAGCAUAUAAAGAUAAUAAAUUGUGCUUCUCAAAUACCAAUCAUAACAUUGUGGAAAUGUUGUGGAACUUUGUGGGUUGUCAGCUAGAGUGACAAGUUAUCGUUAUGUUAAAACUACAGGAACAACAAGAGCUUCAACAGUUUCACUAAAACAACAGACAGAAAGGAAGAAAAAAUAAAUAAAUAAAAUUAAACAAGCACACGGUGUAAUAGAAUGUGGUAACCAAAUUAAGUGCAGAGAAGUGUUAAAAAAUUCAAAAAAAAAAAAAUUAAAUUAAUAAAAAUUCGCCGACAACAAAGCAGAAACAAAGAACAGCAGCCACUAAAAAAUUGCAAAAAAAAAAUCUCAGACAACCUAACCAAAAAGGAUAACAACCGCACAACAAAGGCAACAAAGGUUUUCCAGCCGCGCUCUCUCUGCGUCUCAGCUUCCGAAGCUUUGAAAAGCUUUUUUAUAGUGAUUUUACCAUUUUUUAAACAAAUUGAAUUUUUUACCUCAUAAAACGUGCUCGAAAUAUAAUAAAAACCGUUAGUAACGUUGUAAAACCUUCGUGUGUGCGUGUUUCGUGUUCAUUGGUUUGUUUUCUUUCUACAUUCGAUUUUUAUUUGCCCACACCAUCGGUUGUGCUUUAUUGCUGCCGAUGUAAGGCAUUGCUACAUCGUUAAUUGUAGAAAUUGUGUUCGAAUUGUGUUUUCCGGCCAUACAGCGAUAUCCGGUUCGUUCGUACAUUGGUUAAAACUGUAUGACAUUACUUGGGCCUAGCGCCCCUGGUAUGGCCUUUAUGAUGAAAAAGAAAAAGUAUAAGUUCAAUGUUGAGGUACAGCUGCAAGAGCUCUCCGAGGUGGCGCUUGUGAAUGAGGUGCUGUUCGCGAAAAUACGUCUAUUGGAUGGUGGCUCGUUUCAGGAAUACAGCAGCAGAGAGGAGGUACGCGAUCAUCGUGUAGUAUGGAAUCGCAAUUUCGAAUUUCCAUGCAAAAUGUCCGCCAACGCAUCGACCGGCGUACUGGAUCCCUGCUACUUACGCAUCUCCAUACGCAAAGAGAUGAAGGGUGGACGUAGUUAUUUUAAGUUAGGUUUUAUCGAUAUAAAUCUUGCCGAAUUCGCUGGCGCUGGACUAACAUCGCGACGCUUUCUGCUCGAGGGCUACGAUUCGCGACAUCGUCUGGAUAACUCCAUGCUGUUGGUAUCCAUUAAAAUGCACAUGCUUAGCGGUGAUAUACUCUUCAAGGCACCCACACCGAACCUGAAGAGCAAACAGAAGCCAUCUACAGAUGACUUGGCCACAGCAGCGACGGGCGUUGGCUUGCAAACGCCCACUGCAACAGCCUUGCCAAGCAUUGGCGGCGGUGUGGGCAGUGGCGCGUCCAGUGUGAGCGGCGGCAGUCAAGGCAUACCUGUAGGUGGCGGCGCUACAUUGGGCGGUGGUCUCAACAGUGCGGCUAGUACGCGACCUGUGUCGACUGUGCGCGAUGAUGAUUUGGAUCCACAAGUAGUGAUCGCUUCGAUUGUGACAGACUCUGGCCUCUCGGAAUCAUCCGAAUCCGCUACAACACUCACUACAGAAGCGCUGUUGUUGCAACAGCAGCAACAACAACAACAACAAUAUAUCGCUUAUCCAACGCAAAAUACGUUGGGUACAACGACGACAGCAGCAACAACAACAGUGGUGACAUUGACAAAUGCACAACAAAUGCUGCCUUACGGUGGCAUUGGCGGUACGGGUGGCAGUGGCGGCGGCGGCGGCGGUGGCAUCGGCGUGCUCAGUAUUGUAGGUAGCAGUAAUUGCGGCACAACCAGCGGCAAUGUGCUGGCGGGCAGUGGUGGGGGUACAGGAAGCGCGUCGAUUAUGGAAAUGGGCCACUCGCGUAAUUCCAGCAACACUAGUCAAAUGUCAAAGGGUUCGGGUUAUAGCAGUUUUUCGCACAGUCAACAUUCGAGGCAAAGUUCUGAAGGCGAUUCAGGUCAUGCAAGCAGAUUCAGCAAAUCCGUUUCUCUACUUAAUAGACUUAAUCAGAAAACCGCCAACGCCAUGAAGCUUAAUAUACCAUCGUUGAAUCACCACCACCACCACAACCAACAACAACAGCAGCAGCAAAUAACGACGGAAACCAUCAGCGAGUAUGAGAGUGAAGAGUUACUCUUCCAGACGCCCAACUCCACCAUACGUGAUGAGGAAUUCCGUACGCCACUUAACGAGAUGCCACCCUCAGCCACGAGCUCGCUAUCGAUUUACGGUGAAAAGUUUGUGCUACACACACCCUCGCCAACAUAUCGCAGCGCCGCGAGCAACAGUCGCAGCGGUUCGCGUGCCUCACAGAUCUACGAAAGUGGCAGCGGCAGUGGCGGUAGUCGUGGCAGUGGCAGUGCCAGCGGUAGUGGCGAGUCGGGUUCGGAGGAGACAGCGGAUGACUCGGGCUUGGAUGAGAAUUUCCAUACGCCGCGCGUUGCGAAAAUCAAGUCGAUGGAGAAUAUCUCCAUUAUCGAAAUGGAGUUUCAUCGCGCCUCACAGGAGUUGGAUCGCGAUUCGCCGCGGCGCCUAAAGUUGUUGGCCGAGAGUGGUGGGCAUAUACCAAAAAUGCGUUCGCUGAGUAAUCUGUGUCUGGCUGACUACAGUGAGGAGCAGAUACGUGAGGAGUUGCAACGCAUACGCGAACGUACGCUGGAGGAGAAGCAUCGUUUCAAUUUGCAGCAACGCAAGAACUCCACAUCAUCGACGAAUUCGGGCAAAUUGUUUGUGAAGAAUAAAGUGGGUAAUGCCAAGUUCAUUGGCAACGAUGAUAGUCCACUACCGCAGCCACACAACAAUCAACAGCCGCCGUCAUUUCUGCAACGUGGCAAUCACUAUCCCAUUCAAAAGAUGCGUUCGAUGGGCACCAUACCGGAUUUGGUAACGGAACGCGUGGAGCCUGAUCCGUUUCUUACGCCGACUUCGGGUCGCAAACCGAAUUUCCCGCUGGUCACACAGUCGGCUGAGAAACCCUCACCACCAUCGUUCGUGGCGCGUAUACUUAACUACGAUGUUGUCGACUCGCCAAAUUCCUCAGCGUCGCCGAACAGCCAACUACAGCAGCCACAACAUCAUACACAUGGCUCGCUAACCGAGCUCUAUACGCAGGAUCGUGUAGGUAAGCUGUUGUCGAAUGAUCCUAGUCUGGCGUUGUCUUUCAUGUCGCGUACGCCCUUCGAACGCGCCUACCGACGCACGUUGUUGAAGAGCUCAACGCCGUUGCGUCAGGAGUUGUAUAUGGCGUCGCGUCCACACUCCACGAAUGCCGCCUACGAGUUAAUGAGCACUGGCCGCAAUUUCAGCGGCGUACCGCGUCGCCUGCUCGACGGCAGCAAUCGUCAAAUCUCCUCCAUCGCGCUGGGCGCCAACACAUCACCCUCAGCGGUGGCGGCGGCGGCGGCGGCGGCAAACACUAGCUCUUCACCUUGCGGCACCUUGGGCAGCAUUAAUUCCACCCAUUCCGCGUCCUCGUCCAGCGGCAGCAGCAGCAGCGGCGCUGUCAUAACAUUCCAUUGCGCCGGCAGCGGUCAAGCGGGCAUCGGGAGCAGCAGCGACACCGUCGACGGCAUUGGCUUGAGCGAUGGCGUUGGUACUUCCAAUUCCAAUCAGCUAAUCGGCUCACCAAGCAAUAAUGGUUUUGGCUCCGGCAGUGGUGGCGUUGUUGGUUAUGGUAGCAGCAGUGCUGCGGGUGGCGGCGGCGGCGGUAGCGGCGCCAAUAGUCCACGUUUGCCCACCAACACGCUCACCUCCACUUCGACUACAACCGAUGCACUGAGCUCUUUGGCGGCUAGUCCUACAGAUGCCUGCAGUAUACGUUCAAAUCCAUCGGCCGCCUCACUUUUACUCACCACAGCAACAAUGGCUGCUGCCGAAGCGGCAGCGGCACAGGUGGCAGCGAAUAAUAACGCGGGUUUGUGUUCGACCGGCGCGACUCUAUCACCACUGGCGACUACACAAAUCAUACGAAGGCCCAGCAUUACAAUGAACCCCAGUUCCGGUUCGUUAGUCAUAAGUGAAACAGGAUCUCUAGAUCGUAUGAAAAAUGCAGCGGAAAAGCGGAAGAAAGGACCACUAGACGAUGGACCACGUGUUUCGGAUCGCGUUGAGGAGACGCGCGUGAAUCCCAAUUCGCUAAUUGAUGAAAUUCUAAAGGAUACCAAAUUAGAUCAGUUAGCCGAAUCGGCGGAGACAUCUGGCCUGCAAUUGUAUAUUGCACGUGACGGCACCGCAUCGUUGGGCAGUCAUGAGGUGAAAGCACGCGUGCCAACCGGCGCUUUCAAGCAGGUGGUCAUGAAGAAUCCAAGAUAGUAGCGUAAAACGUAGAAUUUUUUUUAGCUAAACAAAAGGGCAGGAGCAAGAAGACUAUAUACACACACCCACACACACAAACUACUACACGCAUUAACUAUU
Molecule: messenger RNA, 4881 nt
Organism: Ceratitis capitata (Mediterranean fruit fly)
Lineage: Eukaryota; Metazoa; Arthropoda; Insecta; Diptera; Tephritidae
Product: protein FAM102B
Exons: 12
Coding region: 1207-4779 (1190 amino acids)
Source: RefSeq, a predicted model, not a curated record